AUGGCUUCGCACGGCAUGAACGUGUCGCGCAGCUUGCGCCUCCUGCUCGCUUCAUUGGCUGCUCUCAUGCUCUCGGCCUGUGCGCCCAGGCGCAACUCUCGUCAUGCCUUCCUCUCCUCUCUGUUCCUUCCUGCCCAACAUGCACCAGACUCGUGUGAGCAGCUCAACUGCGGCGCCCAUGCGGCGUGCGUGCAGGACAGGGGCGACGCCUCCUGCGUCUGCAACGCUGGAUUCGCCAUGACCCCCACCGGCUGUGUUGACACGUGUGUGCUCAAGAACUGUGGGGCUAACGGCAAGUGUGUGAGGACCCCUGCAGGAGUGGCGUCCUGUGUGUGUGCCACUGGCUUCGUGCUGCAGCCUGAUGGCGUCACUUGCACCGAAGCCAUUGGGUGCGAAGGCGUUGUGUGUACUUACGAUGGUGCGGACUAUGGCCAGAUGGCAAACUGCGAGAUAUCACCUGUCACAGGGAAACCCUUUUGUGUUUGCGAUUUCUGGAUGAACGAAUAUAUGGCACGAGACAUGAACUGUGUUGUGACGUCCCCCCCACCCUGA
This is a messenger RNA of Closterium sp. Yama58-4, 552 nucleotides long. The record is from the annotation of a GenBank genome assembly. Lineage: Eukaryota; Viridiplantae; Streptophyta; Zygnematophyceae; Desmidiales; Closteriaceae.